This is a messenger RNA of Laccaria bicolor S238N-H82, 1008 nucleotides long. RefSeq lists its product as uncharacterized. NCBI's taxonomy places the organism in Eukaryota, Fungi, Basidiomycota, Agaricomycetes, Agaricales, Hydnangiaceae. The transcript is spliced from 6 exons. The annotation marks the transcript as partial. The record is from RefSeq and is a predicted model, not a curated record.
ACUGAGCGAAAGAUUCGUCUUGCAGCAUUGCACUGGAAACGUCUUGAGACACUCAAGACUAACAAGUUCUGCGCCACAGAGAAGAGGGCACUGGAUGAAAUGGAGAGUGCUGCACAGGGAGCAAGGGAGAAAGAGGCAGACCAAAUGAGACAUGUGGGAGUGUUCAACAAGGUCCUGGCUAUCCUGCAAGAGAAUCAGUGCACCUUGGCGGAAUUUCUUGACUACACCUUUAAUCCAAGCAUCAGUCAUGUAUUUGACUGGCGUUGCAUUGCUAGACUCACGCAAAACCUGCGAAGCCUGGCACCUACUUUUUUCUCAAUAGCUGAUGCAUUCUCUACAACGUCUCGGCAGGAAAAGUCUCUUUCCAAGGGAUGGGCUGAGAAGAAAAACAUUUGUUUGAAAGUCCGGUUAGGUCCUGUUAUUGGGUGCCCAGGGGCUCUAACCGAGACCGAGACUGGGCUGGUUAUAACCGGUUAUUUAACGAUGGAGGGCUCGGCUAUCUUGACACUUCUCAAGGCAAGAAGUCAGAAGAAUAAUUAUGCACAGGCUAUUCACAGCACAUACCUCAUGGCCACAGGAGCACAAUGCCAGCAUUUUACAGUGUUCACCUCACUUGGAAUAGGUAUCAGCUACCCGAGUGUUAUAACACAACUACCGAAAGAGAACAAGGGGACUGCCUGCAAGGUCACUGCAACUGGCCUUUUUGUCUCAUAUUAUGUCUCCACCUGCGCCUCCACUCUUGGGGUUGCAACGUUUGAUGCCUCUGAGGCCAGUGCUUCCUCUAGCUCCUUCUGCUCUGCCGCUAACAAUGUGCCCUCUCUUGGUACGAAACUUCGCAGGCGUCUUGCGUGGUACAGGCCGUCGAGAGGGGUGCCGUCCAAAGUUUCCAGCUUGUAUGAGUUUAGGAGGCGCUCAGCAACUCGGUGUGGGGAAGACCACAUGGGCGCUAGUUUGCGUUCGGUCCUGAGGGUGGAUGCUAGUUUGUUGUCGUAUACCUGUACUAGCUGA